UGUCUUGAUUUUUGCCAAUUAAUUGAAAAAGGGCCGACAGAAUGGAGGUGAAACCCAACCAGACGAUCUAUAUCAACAACCUUAAUGAGAAGAUCAAGAAGGAGGAGCUGAAGAAGUCGCUGUAUGCGAUUUUCUCGCAAUUCGGCCUCAUCCUGGACAUUGUGGCCCAGCAAACCCUGAAAAUGCGGGGCCAGGCCUUUGUGAUAUUCAAUGAAAUCGGGAGCGCUACGAGUGCCCUGCGCGCAAUGCAGGGAUUUCCAUUCUACGACAAGCCCAUGAGAAUAGCCUAUUCGAAAUCGGAUUCGGAUAUCGUGGCAAAGCUGAAGGGAACUUUCAAGGAGCGACCGAAGAAGGUCAGGCCACCAAAGCCAUCGCAAUCAGGUCCCUUGGAAAAGAAGAACAAGAAAAAGAAAUCGACCAGCGGAGUUAACUCGGGUUCGAACUCCCAGGCUGAACAACCGCCCAACCAGAUUCUAUUCGUCAUAAAUCUGCCUGAGGAAACCAACGAGAUGAUGCUGGCCAUGCUCUUUAGCCAGUUUCCCGGGUUCAAGGAGGUUCGUCUCGUCCCGAAUCGCCAUGAUAUCGCCUUUGUGGAGUUUGCCACCGAACUGCAAAGUAGUUCCGCCAAGGAUGCCUUGCAGGGAUUCAAGAUCACUCCCAAACACGCCAUAAAAAUCACUUUUGCUAAGAAGUGAGCUAAGCUUUCUUAAAUGAAAUAAAUGUAAUUAAAUUUAAUUUAAAUGUAUAUAACGAAUAUUAUUUACAAGCUAAGCAUUCUUAAAUGAAGUAAAUGUAAUUUAAU
Drosophila takahashii is the source of this 802-nucleotide messenger RNA. Its product is annotated as U1 small nuclear ribonucleoprotein A-like. Gene Ontology annotation, biological process: mRNA splicing, via spliceosome. NCBI's taxonomy places the organism in Eukaryota, Metazoa, Arthropoda, Insecta, Diptera, Drosophilidae. Gene Ontology annotation, cellular component: U1 snRNP. Gene Ontology annotation, molecular function: U1 snRNA binding. The record is from RefSeq and is a predicted model, not a curated record.